This is a messenger RNA of Colletotrichum chrysophilum, 1179 nucleotides long. RefSeq lists its product as uncharacterized. NCBI's taxonomy places the organism in Eukaryota, Fungi, Ascomycota, Sordariomycetes, Glomerellales, Glomerellaceae. The record is from RefSeq and is a predicted model, not a curated record. The coding region runs from base 1 to 1179 and encodes 392 amino acids. The transcript has a single exon.
AUGGUCGAGUCGUCCCAGCCAGUACAACCUUCUUAUGUAGCCCUGAGCUACUGCUGUGGAGGUGACCAGAGAGUCAAGCUGCGCCAAGUCAACAUUGACAAAUGGCGCAAAGGGCUUCCUUAUGAGGACCUUCCGCAAACGAUCAAGGACGCGAUAACGGCCACUUUGAAUUUUGGGUUAUCUCAUCUCUGGGUGGAUGCUCUAUGCAUUAUCCAGGAUUCAGACGAUGAUAAGGCACAGGAGAUCUCGCGCAUGGGCGAUAUAUACGAACAGGCCCACUUUACUAUUACCGCCGCCCGGGCGAAAAUGGUCGAGGAAGGAUUCCUGCAUUCUCGGACUAUCGCAGGCGAGAGAGGAUUCCGGAUCCCAUAUCUCUGUGUGAACGGUGAUCUGGGCUCUGCCGUGUUCUGGACAGGCAGGGCAAACGGUGAACCGGAACCGACUGAGACGCAGGCUUGGUGCUUCCAAGAGUCCAUUCUCUCACCUAGGGUGCUUUACUUUGGGACGCAUAACUCCAAGUGGAUAUGCGCAGAGACGCGAAAGCAAGACUCCAGACCUCUCUACGACGGCUGGAUUGGAGACUCAAGCCUGAAUCUCGAGAGUAUCAACAGCAGCAGACAUUUGGUCUACGGCGUAGAAUGGACCGCUAUGGCUGAUUCCGGGGCUUUUUACCAUGGGUGGAGAGAUCUUCUGCAGUACUAUUCCGUCAUGGAGGCCGGACAGCAGCAGGACAGGUUGCUGGCUAUGUCGGCCAUUGCGAAGAAGAUCGGUGGGAUCGCAAAGGACAGGUACUCGGCCGGAAUCUGGAUGAACAGACCAAGUGAUUCACUCACCUGGGUUUCCUACUCCGGCGAAGCCAAAAGGCUGACUGACUACUUCAUCCCUUCUUGGUCGUGGGCAUCUCUAUCGGGAGGGGUCGGCUUGGAGAGUUCCUAUCCCAUGGAAGAGUUCUCCAUCCAGCACUUGAAAGUUAAAAGCCAGAUAUCAGGUGACGACUUCAGUGCACCAAUCGAAGCACAGUUGAAGCUGCAGACGCUGACCUUUCCAGCUCACGUCCGCAGAAAUGAGGAGUUCGGCGGAGACUUCUUGUGGGACCUAGCAGUUGGUGAAGCCGUUGAUAGCCAGCUGUAUGUGGACGUAGCUAUCGACUGCACGGACUACAGUGCACUACUAAGGUAA